GUGAUUUGAUUUACAACAAAAUGGACAGUGAUGGAUGUAGAUUUUAUGCCAUCUGUAAUUCAAGAUGUGAAAUUGAACGGUAUACUUCGGAGUGUAAUGUUACUACUCCUCUCACUACUACUUCCCCUGAAUGGUCUACGGGUACAACAUCAGCUCCUUUGCUUACCACUUCUGGAACAACUAUUUUCCCCGGUUGUGUUUCUUCUACUUACCCUCCCCUACAGCCUGGAGAAAGAUACAAAUUAUCCAACUGUACAGAACUCAUCUGCAAGGGAGACAACAAUGUGGAAAUAGUCCCAAUACACUGUCCACCUGUAAAGGAGAUUACCUGUGCGAACAAAUACCCAGCAGUACUGGUACCUGAUGAAAAUGGCUGCUGCUACCACUAUGAGUGUCAAUGUGUGUGCAGUGGAUGGGGUGAUCCUCAUUAUAUUACGUUUGAUGGCAUCUACUAUACCUUCCUUGAAAACUGCACCUAUGUCCUGGUGAAACAGAUUGUACCGAAAUACGACAACUUCCGUGUUUACAUUGACAAUUAUUACUGCGAUGCAAAAGAUGGACUUUCCUGCCCUAAAUCCAUUAUCAUCUUCUACAAAUCAGCAAAAGUGGUGCUGACCCGUGAACUCGUGAAUGGCGUGAUGACUAAUGUGAUGUACUUCAACAACAAGGUGGUCAAACCAGGCUUUAAGAAAGAUGGCUUUUCCUUCUCCACACUUGGCAUCAAUAUGAUCGUUGAAAUACCAGAGCUUGGUGCAACCAUCACCUUUAGUGGGAUGAUAUUCUCUGUGAAACUCCCAUUCAGCAAAUUUGGCAACAACACCGAAGGACAGUGUGGAACAUGCACAAACAACAAGUUAGAUGAGUGCCGCUUACCGAAUGGCAAGAUCAUUUCUUCAUGUCCCCAAAUGGCUCAUCACUGGAUCGUUGAUGAUGACAAGUCAUGCCAUGGAUUACCAGUACCACCAGUUGUAACCACACCUCCACCCAAGCUUCCAUGUGAAACACCUCCUCUCUGCAAGCUUAUCUGGAGCGAGGUUUUCGAAGCUUGCCAUGCCAUCAUACCACCAGAACCAUUUUUCAAAGGCUGUGUCUUUGAUGGAUGUCGCAUAGGAGAGGAAUCCAUGCAGUGUUCCAGUUUGGAGAUCUAUGCUACAGAGUGUGCUAGCAGAGGUGUCUGCAUUGACUGGAGGAAAAAGACCAACAACAUAUGUCCAUACAACUGUCCAGCAAACACGGUGUACAAGCCAUGUGGCCCCAUUAAUCCUCCUACCUGUGACCAAAGCCUCAUCCAGCUCCCCGGCUAUGGAGUAACUGAAGGAUGCUUCUGUCCGGAAGGAAAGACACUCAUGAGUAAAGACAACUUCAUCUGUGUCUCUGAAUGCUUCUGUAGGGAACCAAGUGGAGUCACUAGAUUGCCAGGAGAAAAAUGGACAGAAGAUUGCCAGGAAUGUAUCUGUGACAAAUAUACUCUUCAAGUACACUGUACAAAACACAGAUGUCCUCUGACCCAGCAAGUCAUCUGUGAUGAACCAGGUUACAUGCCUGUUCAGCCUGGAGCUCUUGUCCCAUCAGGCCCAUGUGAAGAAUGUACCUGCUCUGAAUCCUCUCACCAUCCCACUGUCAAGUGCCAGCCUGUUAUCUGUGACACAUACUGCCCGGAGGGUUACAAGUACACCAAGGAGCCCGGGCAGUGCUGUGGCACCUGCAAGGCAGUGGCUUGUAUCGUGACUGUGGGAGGCAACAUCACACACGUGCUCCAUGUUGGAGAAUUCUGGAAGCCACCUGGUGAUAACUGCACAACUUACACGUGUGAAAAAUAUGGUGACCAGUACAUUAAAGUUGUCUUACAGAAAAGAUGUCCUGCCUUGGACUGUGAGCCUGAUGACAUGAGGCUCUCUGACGAUGGCUGCUGUCAAGAGUGUCGACCAAAACCACAGACCUCAGCUUGUAGGAAGCACAACACUACCAGUGUCAUCAGGCGUGGUGGGUGUGUGUCUCCUGCACCCGUGGAGCUGACGUACUGUGAAGGCAGCUGUGACGCCUACUCCCGGUACUCCCUAGAGGCGAACACAAUGGAACACAAGUGCUCCUGCUGUCAGGAAACCAAGACCAGCCAGAGGAAGGUGACUCUGAGGUGCAACGAUGGCACCUCCAUCAACUACUCCUACACCUACGUGGAGAGCUGCAACUGUGUGACUGCUGACUGCAUCCCCCAAGACAGCACCCAGCAGGGAAUAAAGCAGCCACCCAUCUCUCAGGAACAAGUGAAAGGCUAA
Molecule: messenger RNA, 2276 nt
Organism: Merops nubicus (carmine bee-eater)
Lineage: Eukaryota; Metazoa; Chordata; Aves; Coraciiformes; Meropidae
Product: mucin-5AC-like
Exons: 16
Cellular component (GO): extracellular matrix
Molecular function (GO): protein binding
Source: RefSeq, a predicted model, not a curated record